Messenger RNA from Pocillopora meandrina, 8650 nucleotides. Lineage: Eukaryota; Metazoa; Cnidaria; Anthozoa; Scleractinia; Pocilloporidae. The record is from the annotation of a GenBank genome assembly.
AUGUUUCGCUCGCCGCGAUUGUUGCAAAUCACUGCCUUGUUUGCGUUGUCGCUUGGCGCAGGAACUCUCCUGUUUCUAACAGCGCGAUAUUUGAAACGGAAGCGCCGUGAACCAUCAACAGGAAAGAGCUCAUCGUACAACGAUCGGCCUUUGAGAAGAAAGAGAACUUUCACAGCAGGUAAAGGUAGGACGGCAAAGUGGUUUGAUUUAAAUAAUAAUCCUCCUUCAUGUCGACAAACUAGGCUUGAGCUGAUAGAAAUCAUAUUCGCGAAAGUAGCUAGCGAGCCCACACACAUCAAUAAUUUAGUUUUCCAGUUUAUCUUUCAAUGUUGAUUGUACAUUGUACACGUUACAUUUUUUUCAGAAAAAUUAAUUUGUAUAAUUUUGUUCAGGUAGAGGUAUAAUUAUUUUUUAUCCCAUUUUUUCUGAGAGUACUUCAAACUUACUGUUUACUGGGAAUUAUUUUGAUCAUGAAAUAGCCAGAUUAUCAAUAAAUAAAUCGGAGAGGCAUAAUUUGACAAAACCUUUCCAUGGCUGUGACACAAUGUUGAUACUCAGUAAAUAUGAUAUAGAAAGUGUUUCAUUGUUUGUUGAAGGACAUUUUUUAUAUUUUUCACGUACGCGACGAGGUACUUGAAAUGGCAAGUCAUUAGAGCUAAUAUGAAAUUCGUUGUCUGUUAAAUUUCAGGCAAAUAUUAAUGAACGUUGCUCAGGGAGAAGUUUGUCACCGCAAAAUAUGUGGUUAAUAUUGACAGAAACAAUACUGGUGGUUUCAUAAAUUCAAAAAAAAUUCGGCUUGGCCACGAUAGAGAUAGUUUAGUGCCUAUGUGAGAGUCUAUGGAAUGUAAAAUGAUGAUUCCUCUUCCACAUAUGUAUUAGUUAUCUCCUAUUAUUGUAACACCAUAUAUCAUUUCAGGUCAAAAGUACUUUAAACUGCGGCUGCACGUGCAGUGUAUAUAGGGUUUUCUGAAGAAAUUGUGUUCAAAAAAGCUGAUAAACAUUAAAAUAUAAGUGCAUACAUACCUGUAUUAUAAUCACUCAAUAAAUAACACCAGAAGUUUAUUAUCCUAUUAGUCAUGCAGUGUGCAAAGACAUUGAAAUUUUAUUUUUGAUCAGUAUCACUAUGUUUACUAUAUUAGUGGAUUUGAAUUCUUUUCACAUACUGCAUCAAUGUAUUAGAAUGUAUGAUUUCAAGUUUGAAACAACUUGUGACAGAAAAUUGACAGAAGGACAAACUACUAACAAUGAAAUAGAUUACUGUACUUUUGCAGUGUAGCAUUCUACAGAAAUAUCAGUCAUACACUUAUAGCCUAAAAUUAUUUAAUCUGAGAACCUCAUUAGUAUUGACAGUUGCUAUCAACAACCAGAUAAUGAUUGAUUUAUACUGUAUAUAUAUGUACACCUGUAUGUCUUUUUAUUUAUUUUUGUACUCAUUUAUUCAAAUUUUCCUUCCUUCGACAGGGAGCUCAAGAAUAUCUACAGCUGGUGAAUCUUCCAGACACACCCCUAGAAGUGCAACAAGCUUAGAUAAUGAAGUUGUGUUCCGACGACAUGCAGCAAAUCUUGAAUCACCAAAUGCUGCUUUGGAUGAUGGUGUUCUAGUUAAUGGUAAAUAAUUGGAUGAUUAUUUUCUUCUUGCUAGAGUUCAUGAACUGUAUAGUUUAGGCUUAGCCUAAUAUUACUUAAAAUAAAAAUAUUACUGGACAGUACAAAUUACAUCAAUUUCUACCAGAUGGAAGGGUUUCUGAAGAUAGUGCUAUUGACCUAGGAGAUGUUAUCACAGAUGAAGAAGAAAUUGUUGAGGAGCUUAUAAAGAGAGGUAUGUUUUUUAUUCAUAAUCCUGAAUACUUUAAAACUUCUGAUUUUCCAAAGUCCUUGGGUACGAAAGAGCUAUGAUCCUGUGCAAGUUAAUUGUUUCUCAUUCAAAGGACAUUACCCCAUGAAUGUAGAUAAACAUAUCAGUCUAAAUGUAAAUUAAAGUUGUACAACCAUUUUGAGAGUCUCUUGAAUGUAAAGAGCUACAUGUAUAAUAAAGAUUUUAACUACAUUUUGUAUAGAGGUGUCUUAUUUCUUUUAAAUAAGUAUUAAAGUUCAUUUUCCCAUAUUUGACCUAUCAAUUGAGUUUUGUGAUACAAAACAGGUGUUGAAAACUUUGACAUGGCAUUGGAACAUUGGUAUGAAGCUACAGAUUAUGUGAUGGAAUGGCGGCGUCCAGGUCUCUCUCAAGGAGGAAAAAACUCAUUCUUCCUUAUUGAAGCAGACAAAAAGCUGAAUGCCUUGAUUAGUGGUUCCAGAAAGCUGCGGAAGGUGAUUGAACAGUAUGACCUCAUGGAGACACCUUUAACACGGACACCAAGCAACAUGUUGACAUGGAUUGAUGAUGGGAGUUUACAGGAGCAAAUACCCUUGGAAUUCAAUGAAGAUCUGGGGGAUCAGAACUCUUCUGAUGCUGAUUCCUUUGUGUCUGCAUCUGAUAAUGCACAGUUAGAGGUACUUUUGUUGUUGGAAGUAUUCAAUUUAAAUGUAGAAUAAUUAAAUAUUAAAAGAUAAUUGAAGUUUAAUUAAAAGAUGAUAUUCCUUAAGCCACCUUGGAAUACCAAGCAGGAGGUAUUUCAAUUUUUUCCAUUUAACCCUGUUUGUUUGUUUGUUUGUCUUUUUUUUUAGCUCUUUCUCUGUCUCCUCUCCAACUUUCCGUCUUCCUUUUGUGUUAGUCACAGAUUCCAAUUCUUGGCAGCACUUUAUCAGAUAGUGGUCUGGUUUAUUUUAUGGGUAUUGUAUGUGUAGACCUCCAGACUUUUCACAAAAAAAAUUUGUGGAAAGGAAAGUGUCUCUUUACUUUACCAUAUGAUGAUGAAAUUAUGACUUGUACUCAAGUUGCCAGAAUUAUGUGACUUUGUUAGCUUCUCAAUGCUGCUUUUGGGCUGAGCAAUCAGACAGCAUUAAAUGUAUAAAUAGUGUGAUGUUUCUUCUGAGUUAAAACAUAUAUUGUGCCAAUUUUGUUCUGUAGUUUGACGAUAUCACUGAUGAGAGACUUGUCAAUGAGUCACAGCGACUGAAGCUGUUUAGGGAAGCUGUUCUUCGUACAGCUGGAAGUCAUAGGUACACUAAUAGAAUUUAGUGCUUCUAUCACAAGCAAGUAAACUACAUGUAUCGACAGCUCUGUAAUGGAAUAAUUCAAUAAUGAUGACAAUUUCAUGUGUUUUACCACCAUAAUAUUAUUAAUAGUUUAUGUACAUGCAAACUUUCAUAAGUUCAACAGUUGGAAGAUUGAUUUAAUAUAUGCUGUACAUAUUUUGAUUGUUUUUUUGUUUACUCUUUCAGUCACCUUGAGUUUUAUGUGUCUGGACUGCAACAUUACAUUCGUCAUGGUAUCUGCUGUCGUAAGAUCAGGUGCAAUGGUUAACAUAAUAAGUAACAUGAAAUUGGAAAAUCCCCUUUUAUUUUUUUUUGUUUGUGUAUCACAGUAGCUGUACCUUUUACAUGACUCAUUCACUAUAAGUGUAAAUUUAAGUUAAACUUAAAUUUGUUCCUAUGCAUGGUCACGACAUGCCAAAAUUCUUUUCCUUUGUUUUUGUGUCAAUGUUAUAAUUUGUUUUAUUGGAAAGCAAGUUUUUCCUCAGUUUGUAUUAAUUUAAGUUGUUUUAAGUUCAUACAUAUUAUAAAUGAUUUCAUGUCAUCAUGAAAUAAAUAUUUAUUUCCCAUGAUAAUGUAAACUAAGAAGAUCCCAUGUUUUCAAAAUAUAAAGUCAAACAAUAUUUGCUCUUGUCCUUGGACAGAUCUCAUUUCAUUCUUUCCAAUUUUUUGAAAACAUAGUUACAACAUUGCUUGUUUGUUUUUAUUUAUUUUAGAACAAAUGAGGUGGGAUGUGAAAGUGACAUGGAAUUUCUUGCCAAAGUUCACUGUGUGAGACAGGCUUCUGAGGUUUGAUUUGUUUUCAUCUUUUUCAGUGAUAGUAAAUUUAAUUAAUUAUAUGACAUGCCCACUAUGGGUUUUUUGGAAAGUCCUUUCAUCAAUUUUUAAAUUGUUUUUCUCAGAUCCUCUUUGUCUCUUUUUUUUCAAGAUGGUGUUUUUGUCUUCAGAAACACGACAGUGGUUCAUUGAUGCUGGUAGACAAGCUUUGUCAGCUGUCAUUGAAAGUGCAGGCAAGGUAAAAUACUGAGUGCAGACUUUGGCAUUUGAUUGUAUGAACAUCUUUCUGUGAUUACUUACUAUUUCUGUUGCAGAUAUCUCCUAAUCUUUACUACUGACAGUAGUUUAGGACAAAAAUUUCCUGGUGCAGUUUUACAAUCUGCUUUUACUACCAGUGUACUAUAAAGUUCCUGCUAGAUUUUUCAGUAAAAGUGAAGAACAGUUCUUGAAAGAUACUGUCAGCCGACUGUUGGCCAACUGUCAGCUGACAGAUGGCCAACAGUUGGCUGACACAGUUUUCGUUAUGUUUCUAGCCAAAGUCUCAGCUGACUGUCAGCUAACAGUCAGCGACCUGUUGGCAAUCUUUCAGUAACCUGUCAGUAACUUGUCAGUGGGUCAUAAACUGAAAUGAUCGUAAAUAUUUACCAAUUUAUUACUUCCAAAACUACAUAAAAAGGGGAAAAUUCAUUUCAAAAAGAUACCUUGCACUAUACUCUCAAUAGCUAUAAUGGCUUUUGCCCACUUUUUUGCAUUGUCUAGCAAAACUCGAUUUCAUUCAUCCGCCAUAUUGAAAAGUUUUUCUAGUUCCCAAUCCCCUAAAUGCACUACAGUUUUCUAUCAAAUUUUGGUUAACUUAACACUCUCGGCUGACUGUUGGUAAUGUGUCAGUAAUGUGUCGGAAACCUGUCAGCUGACUGUUGACUGACAAGUUACUGACAGCCGAAAAUGGGAACCAUUGUUCACUAUUACCCAUUUUUCUUGAUUGGGUAUCAGUGAACUUGUGAUUUAACAGAGUACACUGAAGUGCAUGUGUGUACAGGUGAAAAUGUGAAUGAUGUAACCCUGUUCAGUUUGUCUGACUUCACUUUGUGCAGGAUCCAUCUGACUUUCAAGCAGCAUUUGAUGAGUUGGUGGAGUACUCGUCAUCAGCAGAAAAUUGGGGGCAAAUCAAAGAGGAGCUGAAUGAGAGAGGAGUAAGACUAACAAUGAACACUGUGGCUUAAAUCUUGCAGUGAACUUACAAUAAAUGCUGUAACUUAAUUUUAAGUGAAUUAAGUUCAAAUCAGACCAAGAUUAGAGUGAUUUGUAAUUUAAGCUGCAAAAUACUGUUGACAUAUAUGAGUCAGCAUCAAAUUUUAUUUAGUCAGUCUUGUCUUCUGAUAAAAUAAUAAAGUAUUUUGGGAAAUUACUCAGAAUUUCCAACAAGUCACAUUAAGGUGCAAAAACUGGUUCAUUAUGGGUCAUAUUGCCGGUGGGAGCACAGAUAGUGCUGAAUACUUCUGGUUUUUGAUUUGCAGGAACUAGGAUUUUCCAAAACUCUACGUGAGGCCUCUCAUGUAGAGGUCUGGAAAAAUUCUCACACCUUAAGUAAGCUUAGUAGUGUAGUAGGAAAUGAACUUACAGUGUAAAGUGGCACAACUUGGUCCUGUCCUGGCUACCAAAAUGUGAUUGUUAUGGUGUAGAUUAUCUGAAUUUGUCAAGUAUUGGAUAUUUUGAUAUGUCUGACAAGCUCUUUUCCUUUCUUAUUCAUCCUCUGUUGUACCCAUUGAAUAAUCUACUACCAAGAAUGUGUACAAAUCCAUGUAACAUAUGAUGAUUCAGUUUGAAAAUUAUGUUCUGUGGUCUCUUUUAAGGUGGUUGAAAUUUCUUUCUAUGACGUACUUCUGGACUUUGUACUAUUAGAUGCAUUUGAUGACUUAGCCACCCCUCCUUACACAGUAGCCACUGCUGUUCAAAACAGAUGGUUGUCAGCUCGAAUCAAGGAAACAGUAUGUGAUGAUAAAAACUCAGGCUUGCCUGUAUUCAUGCAUUUUUUUACGAGGGGUUUGUAUUGUACACUAACAAUAAUUUCAAGGCCACAUUUUGAUUUCUGUUGACCCUGAGAGGGAGGGGAUAGGUAAGAAAAAGCUUCUUUCCCCCAGAGGAGAAUGAAGUUUUUGUUUCCAGAAAAAAAAAAGAAUCUACAUUAUACUGUACAUAAUUGCAAUCCCACUGAACAAAACAGCUCAAGGGAAUGAAACUGCGGACAAAGAGCCACACUGCGGUGUGAAAGCACUUCUUAAAUUAACUUUCUUGUGACAUGCAAAGUGUCUGCAAAUAACGCUAAGGCAUUUUAUUUAGCUACAGUUUUAAAAUUUUAUUUGCCUUUAACCAUUUUACUGUUGUCAUCUGAACAUUCUGCAAUUAUUUCCAUUACAGCAUUGUACAUUCUUUAUUGUUGAUGUUAUUUUGAUGUCAACAGGCCCUUACGACAGCCAUCUGGGGAGUUUUAAAGGCUAAAACUUCUUAUCUUAAGGUAUGUUGCCACUUCCAGCCAUAGAUCUUUUUAUUAUUUUAACUGAUGUUUAAAACCAAAAUACACAGUAUUUAUAGGCGAUUCUUUCUUAAACUGAGACAGAAUUUCUUCUUACAAUAUCAAUACAAUAUCAAGCAGACAAGUUAUGAGAAUGAAGAAAAAUAUAAAUCAGGUGAUUAUAAGUUGAUCCAAUUCCAAAUUCUCUAAACUGACAUCACAAAAGUUUCAUGGCAGACAGUAAGGAGAACUACUUAUGAGAUCUUAGGAGUGAAAGUGUCAAAUCUAAUUUACACCAACAAAAGUUGCAGCUAUUGUAACUAGUGGUGUCGUUUUUUUUGUUUGAAACUGUAACUUUAUAUAAGCAGGGACAAAACAGGGGCCUCUCUGUAUAAAUUGUGUUGAUACUCGACUGAUUUUGGACGUUUUUGUGAACACAGGACCCUUACGGUUUCAUGGCUCAUUUCUAUGUAGUGGCGCAGUAUGUUUCUCCAGUUCUCGCCUGGGGAUUCCUGGGAUCAGAUGACAAACUGAAAAUAGUCUGUGAAUACUUCAAGGUAAAUUAAUUUAAAUCAUUUGACAGUCAAGCGUAUGUCAUUAAUUUGAUAUAAUUCAGAAACUGUAUUUUCUCGAAUAACUGCUCAGGAUGAUUGAUUUUUGUGUAUACAUGCAGGCGGCUUUAUUUUCUACCCUUAAAGUAUUAUUUUCAUCCUCUGCAGAGCCUUAUCCUUGAUUUCAUCAGGGACUUGUUUGACUUCACAACCUGUGAUUAUUCGUCAAUUGAAAGCUUGUGCGACUCAAUCGUGAGGCUGGCCAAAGAAAGAAGCGAACAGUUAUUGAAUAGCGAUACCUGUGAAACCAAGCUUCUCCAAGCAGCUGCUUCUUUUGAUGAAACACUGAUCGAGGCACCGACCACUCCCAGCAAAGAAGUUAAAAAAAAUGAAGAACACGUCUGAAGGAGGACGUUUUCAAUUCAACUUGACAAAAGAAGGUUUUUUUAACCAUGUCUCCGAACCUUGUUAAUCAAAAAGAAAAAUGACUUGCGUGAUGCUAAGAGUGGAAAUAGCGCGAUGAAAUAAUUCGGAUUUCUAAUUUAAGGCCAGUUACGUUGAAGUGCAAGAUUUUGGGAGUAUAUUUGAGUAUAUUUUUAUCUUGGAGGCAAAAUCUUGCUACUCAGUGGAUCACAAAUCUUGGUAAUUAUUUUAAAUAGGAAAUGAUCAUAAGAUAUUUCAUUUUAUUGUUGGUGGCUAGAAAAUUGGACAUCUUACUUUUUCUCGAGUUCUCCUGAUAUUCCUUGUCUAUUUCGUAUCAAGAGUCACUUUUCCAUGCCAGUUUUGGCAAGGUCAGAAGACUUGGAGGUGAAAUGGCUUGCCAGUUGUACAUAUGAGUAACAGUAGAUGUACGGUGUGAGCAUUUUUUAAGGAUUCAUGAGUACAGAGCUAUACAAAGAUGCUUGUGACUUGAAACAAAAGUAUUCGGUUUUGUGUGUCCCCUCUUAAAGACAAUAUCAUUAAAUUAUUUUAGUGUUUCAGAUGAGUGUAAUGACAUUUUUGUAACUGUUUCUUAUUUAUUAUUACCUACAAAAUAACUUUAUUCAUCCCUUAUGGCGAAAAAAACACACUUUACUGAUCUCGUCAAUUAUUCCAGCCUCACCUCUUUGUUUUACUACCAUGAGUGAUCAAGACAGAAUUUCUUCUUACAAUAUCAAUUCAAUAUCAAGCAGACAAGAGAUGAGGAUAAAAAAUAUCAAUUAGGGGAUUACUACUUUAUCCAUCAACAAAUUCUCCAAUUCAUCACUAAGAAUUGUAUGUCAGACAGUAAGGAGAAUUACUAAUUAGAUCUGAAGGGAGUGAAAGGUUUAAAAGCUAGAACUCGAGUAACGAAAAGGCUUGGUAUGUUUACAAGGCCUUGAAGUUAUGAUUAAGUCGAGGCUAAAUAAACAGGAAUUACUGCCUGUGAAAAAGGGACAGCUGGUUCUAGAGCAAGAUUAAAGGUACCCACCCCCUACUCCGUCCUCGUCCUAAUGUCAAGCUAGAUGUUCCUAUACCAUGAAAAAAGGAGUACUUUUUGUUGUUAGACAAAUUUCCGAGUUAGUUCUAUUUCAGAGGUAUCAUCUAAAGCAGCACAGACGCGCUGGUUCCAACCACAAACAACAACAUUGACGUAUUUUUACAAGUUACUCCUGGAAGGACGAGUAGUAAAACAGGGUUUGAUUGCAGGCACUGCGGA